AUGUCAACCUUCGUCGUUCCACAAAUUCGUUCUGAUAUUCCUCGUUCCUACACCUAUCCAAACACCACAACAAAACGUCGUCGAAAAGAUACAUUUGUUGAGCGAUUACUUAAGGAUCCAAUGCUCCAAACCAUGGCCGACAUCGGCAAGCAAGAAGGAACAAUUAGUCCUUUACCCGCUCCACAACGUGCUAGAACCAUAACCACUACAGAUUUCCAACAAUACUAUCGUCAAUUUCACAAUGGAAAUUUUGAUCAAUAUAUCAACUCUAUUCAAAGCAAAAUAUA
Dentiscutata heterogama is the source of this 287-nucleotide messenger RNA. Lineage: Eukaryota; Fungi; Glomeromycota; Glomeromycetes; Diversisporales; Gigasporaceae. The record is from the annotation of a GenBank genome assembly.